Molecule: messenger RNA, 7758 nt
Organism: Phytophthora sojae
Lineage: Eukaryota; Oomycota; Peronosporomycetes; Peronosporales; Peronosporaceae
Exons: 3
Coding region: 1-7758 (2585 amino acids)
Cellular component (GO): Swr1 complex
Molecular function (GO): ATP-dependent chromatin remodeler activity; ATP binding; histone binding
Source: RefSeq, a predicted model, not a curated record
AUGGCCAACGCGAGACUCAAGCAGGCGCGGCGCCGCGCGUCCGCCCGCGCCGUCGCCGCCGCCCAAUCUGUAGAGCAGCCCACGGCGCACACGCCGGCGCCCUCCGCGCCCCCGUCGGGCGCCUCUACGCCGCGCAAUGAGCCGUCAAGCGACGCGCAGAGCGAGCGCGAGGCGCUUCAACUGGCGCUGCAGGAGCGCAGGCGCGCGCUGGAGCUCAAGCUCUCGGCGCUGACGCUGGGCAAGACCAUCGCCAAGGAGCCCGAGCCCGCGCGCGCGGGCGCCGCGCGCUGCCAGCGCGACUUCCUGCUGCAGGAGAUGGAGUGGAUGGCCGCGGACUUCGCGCAGGAGCGCAAGUGGCGGCUGCGCAACGCCAAGGCGCUGAGCCAGGCGCUGGUGUCGCACCUGGACCGGCAGGAGGCGCGCGCGGCGCGGCAGAAGAAGAGCGAGGAGCUGGCGCGCCGCCGCACGGCCGCGCGCGUGGGGCGCGACGUCAAGAAGUUCUGGACCAAGAUCGACAAGAUCAUCGCGUUCAAGGUCAAGCUGCAGGCGGACGAGCUGAGGCAGCGGAACAUGCAGAAGCACCUGACGCAGCUCGUGGCGCAGACGGAGAAGUACGCGACCGCGCUGGCCGCCAGCUUCCAGGAGGCCCAGGGGGACACGACACAGCAGCCGCCGCAGCAGCAGGGGGAGAAGGAAGCAGAGCCACGAGAAGAAGAGGAAGAAGAUGGGGAUUUUGAGAUGCUGGAGGAGGAGCAGGACGACGAGACCACGAUUGACGAGGAGGAGAGGAGGAGCGGGCCCGUGUCGAGGCGGCAGGUAGAAGAGGAGGUGGCGAUGCUGCAGGAGGAAGCCGAGAUGUCGAUGGAUGAAUUGAGAGCGAGGUAUGCUGCCAUGGAGGAUGAGAGUGCAGCAGAUGGAGACGCCGUGGAGAACAACAGCAGCGAGGACGGCGAUUUUGAGCUGGUGGACGAGGAGGAGGACGAUGAGACCACGAUUGCCGCCGAGGAACGACGCAGCGGACCGGUGCCCAGGAGCCAGGCUGCUGCUGAAGUCGCAGAGCUGCAGGAUGAAGCGGAAUUGUCCAUUGAGGAGCUGCGCGCUCGGUACGCACACGCUUUGGAGGGCGAGGAGGAGGAUGCCGCCCCCGAAUCUGACCAAGAUGUUGAAAUGGCGGAUGCCGAGGAAGAAGAGGAUGGCGACGCAGGAGACGGUGACUUUGUGCCGACAAGACGCGAAGAAGUGGACCAAGCUGACGAUGAGACUACUAUCGAUGAGGAGGAACGAUUAAAUGGUGGUGCGUCGCCAUCCCAAACUGCAGAAGAGUUGAGGUUGUUGCAAGAAGAGGGUGAAAUGUCGAUCGAGGAGCUUCGAGCUCGAUACGCCGCAAUAUCAGAUGAUGACGAAGACGGUGAUCACGACAACAAGAGCUCUCGAUCAGAAGAUGGACGCGAUGCUGUAGAGACGAAUAGAAAGCAGGGCCGUCCUGAACAUGACGACAACAAGGCAGAAGUGGUGGAUCCCUCAGUUUCGACAACAGCAGAUACCUCGCCAGCACGAAAAAGUGGAUACAAGCGGCCUUACAUAUUGACGUCGCGGUUGGAUUUGCGGGAGUAUCAGGAGGCCGGUGUAAAUUGGCUCAUCAGCAUGUGCGAAAGGCGUAUUAACGGCAUUCUCGCAGACGAGAUGGGUCUCGGCAAGACUAUUCAGACUAUCUCUCUUCUGGCACAUCUGGCAUGUGCUCAAGGACUAUGGGGUCCUCACCUUAUCGUGGUUCCUACAAGCUGCCUUGUGAAUUGGGAGAUGGAGUUUAAGCGUUGGUGUCCAGCAUUCAAAGUUCUUACAUAUUUUGGAUCGGCAAAACGCCGGAAGGAACUUCGUCAGGGAUGGUCGAAGCAAAAUGCGUUCCAAGUCUGCAUCACUAGUUACCAGCUCGUGGUGCAAGACGCGCACUGCUUCAAGCGCAAGAAGUGGUAUUACCUGAUUUUGGACGAAGCACACAACAUCAAGAACUGGAAGAGUUUACGGUGGCAAACAUUGCUGACAUUUAGCUCGCAGCGUCGCCUUUUACUCACAGGAACUCCACUGCAAAACAACUUGCUGGAGCUCUGGGCUCUCAUGCACUUCCUCAUGCCACACGUGUUCGCGUCCCGGAAGGAGUUCAGCUACUGGUUUCAAAACCCUCUAGCACUCAUGGUCGAAAAUGGCACGGACCCAGCUCAACAGGGGGAUAAUGGCGUUGAAGGUGGCAAGGACUUGGUGACGCAAUUACAUGGUAUUAUUCGUCCAUUUGUGCUGCGGCGGUUGAAGAAAGACGUGGCGAAGCAGUUACCAGGCAAGUUCGAACACGUGAUCAGUUGUCAGUUGUCGAAGCGCCAGCGAUUUCUGUACGAGGAUUUCAUUUCGCGCAGCAGCACUCGUCGCGCAAUGUUUGGUCGUGGAAAAGGUCGCGGUGCCAACUUUAUGAGCAUGAUGAACGUCCUCAUGCAGCUGCGGAAGGUCUGUAACCACCCGGAUCUGUUUGAGCCGCGUCCAAUCGCGUCCCCGUUGGAUAUGCCCAGUAUUCACGUGCACGUGCCUUCACGGUGCGGAUAUUUAGUUGACGAAAUCGUAAAUGAGCGUCCGCGCGUGGCACUUUGGACGGGCAAUAAUUUGCCAGGCUUGGAGUUGUCGCGCAGCGAGAGGUACACUUCAAAGCGACGGAGAGAACUGUUUUUCUACGAUGUGAGUGCACCACUGCCGAGUGACACCGUUGUAAUGGUGCCGCCGGCGUACGAGGGAAAGAAAGAUCUAGUUCGGAGAAUCAUGAUACUGGCAGCGAAGCGUCGGAAGUACUGGGAGGAAAAACGCACCAGUGUCGCACAGCUUCAGAGCAUCCAGGUCGGGCUGCACUUGGAUGAGCCUGUGCUUGGAGAUGCUGUUAUCCGAGCUUGUACGAUGCCAACGUUCAUUUCGCCAGCUACGGAGGUACAUAUGCACCGCGCAAAACCCUUUCUCGGCGCCCGUGAGCCGACAAAAGCCCUUCAGGAUAUGGUGCGAGAUCCCGAGGAGAGGCUAGCUUCGUUGCAACCGGCGGUGAACAAGUCGGUAUGUUAUGUACCGAAGGCCCGCGCCCGGCCUGCUCGUGUUAUAUACGGAGGCGGUGGCUUCGUCUACGACGACAAUUUUGUUCUUUCACGCAGAAAGCAGGCCGAGGAGCUUGAGGCCAAUCACGCGCGCCCAGUGGCCACUCGCAUUUUGGCUCCAUACCACAACUCAUUUAAGCGCACGCAAUUGUUCUUUCCAGACAAGGCGCUGGUGCAGUUUGACUGUGGUAAACUUCAGCAACUAGCCGCGCUUUUGCGCACGCUGAAGCGUGGUGGCCAUCGCUGCCUCAUCUUCACACAGAUGAGCUCUAUGCUGAAUAUCCUCGAAGUGUUUUUGAACUUGCAUGGGCACACGUACUUCCGGUUGGAUGGCGCGACGAAGGUGGACAAACGACAGAUGCUCAUGGAACGCUUCAAUCGCGACGAGAAAAUAUUCUGCUUUAUCCUGAGUACGCGGAGCGGUGGCUUAGGCAUCAACCUCACUGGUGCAGAUGCUGUGAUCUUUUACGACUCGGACUGGAAUCCAGCAAUGGAUGCGCAGGCACAAGACCGUGCUCACCGCAUUGGACAGACUCGUGAUGUACAUAUCUACCGACUUGUGAGCGAACACACUGUGGAAGAGAACAUCCUUCGCAAGGCGCAGCAGAAACGGCAUUUGGAUUACCUCGUGAUGUCGGAGGGGCAGUUUACGACGGAUUUCUUUUCCAAAGCCAGCUUGCGCGAGCUUAUGAUUGGUAGUACAGGCGAAGAGCCGGAGGUUAUUGAAUCCGAGUCUGAAGAGGAAGGAACGGACGAAGAUAUGGAUGAUGAGAACGAGGUGUCACUAGAUACCGUGGAGAACGCCAUGGCGCAGCUUGAGGACGAGGAGGAUGUCGUGGCGAUGAAGGGAGCACGAGCGGAGUUUCUUCAGGAGCAGAACGAGUUCGAUGAAGAUGGAGGUGGUGCUAGUACCGUCGCUUCCCCAAUGUCUAAGGCUCGACUUUCUCAUCCAGGUGACGCCGCGUCUUCGAGACCAUCAACGCCGUCCUCCGUGUCACCCAGCAUUCCUGCGAGUGAGAGGGGCGACGAAGAAUACGAUGAGUUCGGAAACGACGAAACAGCAGAAGAUGAUAACGCUGAAGAGACCGAUGCACCAGUAAGGAGAAGGAGCAGGAGUAGGCGUGAUUUGGGAACCCCCGACGCGUCGGAACACGAUGAGAGCAUGGAUGACGACGAUGAUCAUGAAGAUGAUGACACCAGCCGAGCCAGAUCGAAUCGAAAACGUCAACGGCAUAGCUCGAAGGAUAAACGGAAGCCUACCAAGCGCCGUAAAUUGUCAGAAUCUCAAGAUCAGCAUGGUGAAAAGGUUCGCGAGAAAGCGCGCGAUGCUGCUGAGGAACAAAAGUUGCAGGCCUGGAAGGCUUCAAUAUCGUCGCUGCAAGGGUUUGAGGACUCGCUGAAUCCAGUGGACCGCUAUGCUCUCCAUUUCCGUGAAGACAUUGAUCCUCUAUAUGCUUACACCCCGGCGCAACAAGCGGAGGCACUUGCUGGUAUCGACUCGAACCCCUCUGCACCAACGUUGUUGGAGGAUAUAGAACAAACGGAAGCUGAAAAGCGAGAAGAAGAAGCUCGCCUUAUUGCUGAAGGUGAACUCGUGGUCGGUCAAUUGGAUGAAGAUGACGAAACCAGCGCCGAGCAGAUAACAGAGCGUUACACGGAGCUUUAUCGUCGUGAACGGGCUCAUGUCCUCUUUGAGCAACGCAAGCGUCGUCUGACCGGAGCUGCUUGGACCCUCAUGAAAUGUGUGAACACCGGCCAACCGUUUUAUUUCAAUGCUGAUACUCGCGAAGCAACGUGGGAAUGCCCUCCGGUUUGGGUUGCGAACGAACAGUUCAAGAGCGCUCUGGAGAGAGGUUAUGAAGGUCUGCCACCGCCUGCAUUACAUCGUGUGAUGGCAAUGUUGGCCCCGUUUCCGGAACGUUAUCGGGCGCAGAUGGUUUGUCGGAGUUGGCACACUGCUGCACAGCACCAGUCGUUGUUUGUCAAGGUAUGCGCGAGCGACUUCGAGCCUGGAUGUCCUGAAUCUCUGGCGAAGGUUUUGGCGAAGGUUGCACCUGGUGAUACGGUUCUUUUUGGUGCUGGAGUGUACCAGCUCGAGGAUACUCUCGAAAUCUCGAAAUCCUUGCGAUUAUUGGCAACUCCCGACUCUCAUGUGGAGCUGCAAAUGCGUUCCUGCCGUGCUCAACUUCGCUGGAGUGCUCGUGGUGGUGUGAUUUGUGGUUUUCACUUCACGCGCACCAGUAGUGCUCCUGAUUCGGCUGCGCUGGAGAUCACACCUAGCUCGGAUGCCACUGAAAAGACACCUGCAGUCAAAGAAAGUCGGCGCGCGUUGCGGAAGAAAGACAAGAAGCUGGCGAACUGGCAGCAUUUGCUGAGCGUUGUGGGCGAAGGACAACUGCGUGUGGAGUACUGUGAGUUUGACGGCAAUGGGCUGGGUAAUGCGUGCGUGUGCGUAUGGGGUCGCAGCGAGAAGAAGAAGAAGAAGAAGAAAAAGAAGCGGAGAGACUCUUCAAGUGCAAGUACCCCCCAAGUUACUACACCAGUGGCAUCUACAACUGCCACACCGCGAGCAACUCCUACACCAGCAACGGCGUCAGCUGCAGUAACGACAGCUAUUGCCACGCCAAAGAUUGCUGCGGCGGCAGUUGCAGCACCGGCGAGUUUAACUCCGCGGGUUACCACACCAGUGACUACGACCCCACGCGUUACUCCAUCCGUGGCAGCUUCUGCAGUACCUAACGGUUCCGCACCAGUGACGGCUACAGCGCGAGCCCAGACACCAGCUGCUGCUGCCGCUCCGGUGACUGCAGCCCUGAAGGCCAUCCCUCCAGCAACUACUUCGUCAGUGGUUACCCCGACCGCUGUUCCUGCAGCAGUGGCAACUACACCUCGCGUUACCACACCGGUGACCUCGGCGUUAGAGACUAUGACGCCUCGAGUUGCCACACCAGCGGUUGCUGCGACAUCGUCAUCAUCGUCGUCGACAAUCCCAGCAGCGGAUACGUUGUUGGUGCUCCAGAACUGUCGAAUUCGAGGCGCUGGCAGUUCAGGCGUGCUUCUGAUGCGUGGUUCAUUGGUGAUGUUUAUGAACACAGUUGAGAGCAAUGCGCACUCGGGUGUUACGGUCCUGGGCGGACAAGCGCUUCUGCGCCGAAACAAGAUUCAACGGAAUGCUCGAUUUGGCUUGCGGCUGCUUUAUCACGCGGGGAACGUCAUCGUGGAAGAUAACGUGGUGUUUGGCAACGCAUGCGGAAACUUGGAUGUGGAUAACUCGGGCCGACGCUUCGUUGUUCGCUUGAAUGACAUGGACAAGGGCAAAAAGUCGUCGGAGAAGCUGCCGCACUCGCAUGGCAAGUUGCGCUUGAAGACAUAUCGUGUUUUGGAGAAAGAGAUCCCUCGUGCACAGCAGCCCAGCGCCCCAAGACCCGUCACUACCACUGCUGCAAGCGAGUACUGGAGAAGACAGCUGCUGGGAGCAAGCGCAGCAGCAUCAACUUCAGCAGUUGCAGCAACGGCAGGUUCUGCUACUGCCUCGGCUAGACCCGUCAUCACGGCCAACACUAUCAUUGCUGCCGGGAUUCCUAUGGGUUUCAUGCGGCCCGUAGUUUUCCCUCAAGGGACGAAUUCGAUGCGCGUAUCCCAUCUACCCCUGGCAUUUGCGUCGGUUGGAGCGAAAUCUACGAUUCCGACCGUGACAUUGAACCGGUCUACGACAAGUGCGCAUCCGUCCACUACAGCAGCAAGUCUACAACGUACCGUGAGUGCGCCGGGUGUUGGAACGAGUGUCGCAGCGAAACCCGGAGCUUUACCGACUCCUUCAACUACUUCAACUGCUGUAACCACGACGACCGCGGCUUCCAUUAUCGAGCCUCCAAAGAAACGCCGGAACCGCCGACCUAAGACGCAGCAAAUUGUCGUGGGUGGGCGUGAGAUCGUACUCCGCGAUAGUUGCGAGAAGCCCACGGAGAAGGUAGUGAAACCACGCCGCCCCAAGGAGCAGCAGCCGCAGACGCCAUUGAUUGCGUCUUCCUUGUUGCAGCAGAUGACGUCGCCCUCCGCGCUCCAACUGAAGUUUGCUCCUGGCUCGACGGCUGCAGCAGUGGCAGCAGCUAUGAGUGCAAUGAUGGCAAACACGGCGAAAAUGCAAGCAAGCACUUCGUCCUCUGCGUCACAAGUACAGGCUACAGGCUCAGUGACCGCGGCUCCACAGACCGCUACCCCGAAGGCUGCCGUACCAGCGACACCGGCGGUGACAGGAGGGGUUUCAGCCGCAGCAACGAGUUCUGCAACUGUAAAACCGGCAGUGGCUACAACACCGUCGUCGACGCAAGCAACCGUUCUCCCGGUAAAAGUUACAGUACCGAAGCCUACGGUGACGACGUCGUCUACACCGGUAGCAGGCCUUUCGACUGCUGCUCCAGCUGCACCGGCUAAACCAGCAGCCCCAGUGCAGUCUAGCGCGGGUGCAACAACUACUGUGGCGAAACCAGCAGCUGCACCAUCCACGGCGCCGCCAAAAGAAUCCGCCCAACAAGGGGGAAAGCGGAAAUUAGAGACGACGGACACUGAAGCCAAACCAGCAGUGCAGGAGAAGGAGAGUGCCGGCGCUGUGAACGGACUGGCAGCGAAGAAUUGA